Molecule: messenger RNA, 267 nt
Organism: Cetraspora pellucida
Lineage: Eukaryota; Fungi; Glomeromycota; Glomeromycetes; Diversisporales; Gigasporaceae
Source: the annotation of a GenBank genome assembly
AUGUAUGAUGCAACAAAUUUUGUCGUAGCAUAUCCAAAUCAUAAUACUUUAGCCAUAAUUGUUUUUGUUACUUCCUUGUUUAUGCAAAUUAUUGGUCAUAUAUUUGUUGAGAGAAGUGGUCCUGCAGCAAAAGAGAACAUUUUAAAAGCAUUUCUUCUUGCACCUUUAUUUGCUUGGAUGGAAGUUCUUUUCUCUUUAGGAUAUCGACCAGCACUUCAAAAAAGAAUAUUCUCACAAAUUGAUGCUAGAAGUAGACAAUUGGGUUAA